Molecule: messenger RNA, 249 nt
Organism: Stylonychia lemnae
Lineage: Eukaryota; Ciliophora; Spirotrichea; Sporadotrichida; Oxytrichidae
Source: the annotation of a GenBank genome assembly
AUGAACGCAGUACACAUUUUACAAUCAAAGAUGAUGCAAAUGUUCCUUUUUAUCACAGUCCUGUUCACUUAUAUUAAUGCUCAGAACGAUUUCCUCUUUGCCAAACGUCAAUUAGCCAAGCCAGAAGAGGGAAGAGCUUUAUAGGAAACUGGAGACAUUGUACCAAGUGAUGAUGAAGUAUUAAAUUCAGAAGAAGAUGAGCAAAUACCAACUCCAGCACCACCUAUGAAUAGACUUCGUCCACUCUGA